Molecule: messenger RNA, 3010 nt
Organism: Hemiscyllium ocellatum (epaulette shark)
Lineage: Eukaryota; Metazoa; Chordata; Chondrichthyes; Orectolobiformes; Hemiscylliidae
Product: major histocompatibility complex class I-related gene protein-like
Exons: 7
Coding region: 194-1210 (338 amino acids)
Biological process (GO): immune response
Cellular component (GO): external side of plasma membrane
Source: RefSeq, a predicted model, not a curated record
GCAGAGACCAUGUGGAGGUUUUAAACAACCUCAGUGAAGGGGGAGCUUUCUGGGCUUGGGGCUGUAAUUCAGUCACGUUUGAGGAGAUGGUCUGUCCAUUCCUCCAUAAAACGCAGGAAGGCACUUCCAGAGAACGUCUCUCCAAUGUUUUCUCACCAAAUGCUCUCAUUCCCUCCGGUAUUUCUACACUGCAAUGACCCCAAUUCCUGGUUUGCCUGAGUUUCUGGCCGUUGGUUAUGUCGAUGAUAUCCCAAUUGAUUACUACGACAGUGAUCUUCGCAAAGUGAUCCCUCGGCAACGAUGGAUGGCAGAGUGUCAGGGCCCUGAGUAUUGGGAACAGCAGACUCAGGUCCUGAGGAGCUCUGAGCACAUCGGGCUGACCAAUAUUCAGACAGCCUUAAACCGCACCAACCAGAAUGGAGGGAUUCACACGGUCCAGAUAAUGCAUGGUUGUGAGCUCCAAGAUGACGGGAAAAGCAAUGGAUUUCACCAGGAAGCCUGGGAUGGCCAGGACUACAUCAGCUUUGACAAGGAGCACAUGGUGUGGGUUACCCCAGUAUCCUGGGGAUUGAUCACCAAGAACACGUGGGACCAGGAUAAAGCCAGGAAUCUACAGAGGAAGGCUUACCUGGAGAGAACCUGCAUUGAGUGGCUGAAAACAUACUUGAAGCAGGGAAAGAGAGAACUAAAACCCAUUGCUCCUCAGAUGUUCCUUACUGUGGAUACUGCAUCAGCAACUGAUUCAGCCCAACUGUCCUGUCUCGUGACGGGAUUUUACCCUCGCGACAUUGAAGUCAUUCUUCUAAAAAAUGACAGACCAAUCGGGGAGACAUACUCUACUGGCAUUCUGCCCAACCACAAUGGUACUUACCAAUUCAGGAGGUGGGCAGUAAUCAACUUGGAGGACAGAGCCACCUAUUCCUGUCAGUAUGAACACAGCAGUGAAGGGUUGGAGACCCGACAGUUGGUCGAGGCAUUCCAACUAUCUCCAAGAUCUCUACAGGGAACAAAUGACCAUUUGAAUAUUGGAAUUGUUGCUGCUGUCCUCGUUCUGAUUGGUAUCGCCGUUGGUAUAGUUGUCUGGAGGAGGAGAGGGAAGACAGCAGGACAGGAUCUGCCACUGACAGGAGGAAAAAAGAAAUCUGUUUAUAAUCUGGCAAAUUCUACUGAUUCAGGAGAAUCACCCACUACCUCGUUCUCCUUGGCCUGAGAUAUGAAGUCACAUUCCGCAAUUUUUACAGCUGAAUAGACACCAAACUGGCAUGAACUGUGGACCCAUGGUACUAGGGGAGAGAGACUGGAUUGUAUGUCAUCAUUGCUUUCUCACUUGACAUUUGUGUUUCCACUCCGAAAAAUCCAGGUUUGCGACCAAGUCUGGAAAAGACAUCAAUGCCAGUAGUGAAGUGAAUAACUCUGGUCUUGAAUCAUUCAGUUUCGUUUAAUACAUAGGGCUUUCAUGAUAUCAAUUUGUUUUUUGGAAGAUACAGAUUAAUUUUAUCACCGUUGAGAAGGCUAAUGUCUUGUCAGAUUGAGAGUGAAGCUUUUCUCUUCCUCCUUGACUCAUCUCCUUCUGCAGCUGCUUACUAUUCCUUGCUUCUCUUCCCAAUAACAAAUGAAUCUUGUAUAUUGAAUGCACACGCACACACACACACACACACCCCCAUCCACACACUCACCCACACUCACGCAGACCCUCUCUCGUAUACAAGGUCUCUCUCAUACACUGACACACAUCACCCCCAUACUCACCCCCACACACAAACCCUGUCAGACUUAUACCCCAUUACAGAAGCACACCCCCACACAUGCACGCACACACACCCCACAGACACACAUUCACAUGCUCACACUUACGCUGUCUGCCCUGCACACACACACACACUAAUAUUUUGUCAGUUGAAUUUGUACUUUCAGAAUUACAUCCUAUUUCGCUCAAAACUGCCAAACUCCAUGUAAGAUCCUGUAAAUCCCACUUUAGAAAUAGAAUCAGUCUGAACAUUGGGACACCAACAGACUUUAACCUCAUGGCUUUAACCUCAGUAUUCAAGCUGAGAUGGCACUUAUUGUUAAAGCUAACUUGAAAAUAUAGCUUUUAAAAAGUUCUGGGAUUUACAUAUGAAAGAACCAAAACUAACAUGGUCAUUCGGAAAGAUGAAAGACUUAACAAACAAUCCAAUUUUUUUCAAUAUAUCAUUUCAGUGGCAUCACACUGUAGUCAUUUGCUAUGAAUUCUGUAUCAUAUGAUCUUAUACUCCAUAACCACCUGAUGAAGGAGCAGUGCUCCGAAAGCUAGUGCUUCCCAAUUAACCUGUUGAACUAUAACCUGGUGCUGUAUGAUUUGUAACUUUGACUUACCUCUCGGUCAGCCUCUCGGUCUCCUGUUUAUUCAAGGGAAGUAUGGUUUCUCCCAUUUCCCAUUGUCUAACUGUUGUCUGUGACUCUAUCCAGUGACUAAUCCCAAUAUUAACUAUUCAAUCUGAACUUGUCUAGUCCCCUCGUAUUUCUGGUUUUGCCCUGAUGUUGAAAAGUGAAUCUUCUGGGAACCUCUUGUUCUAUUCAAGGUCCCUGACCUGUUGCCAAGUUCAGUUCCCUGACGGAUUCAUCCUGCUAACUCUGCACCCUGACCAACAGGUGGAUGCCACUGGGUCAAACACUGGUCCCACUUCUCCUUUAAAAAAUUGGAAUUAAUUGACAUUCCCUUCUCCUUGUUUAAACAACUUGACAAAAAUUCCUCCUCAUCUCUCUCCCCACUUUGUCACUAUUGAUGAUCAUUUGUUACAUUGACUGACUCUUCCUAUUAGGGAAAAAUAAUUGACUCCAUCAAGACACCUCUUCAGUUUGAAAACCCUUGAUUAAAUCCUCUCAUUUCCUCUGCUCCAGUUCAGAGUCUGUGCACUGACCAAUGAGUGAGAUUAGCGUUGAUGGAGGUUAUGGUAGGGAGGAGGCCUGUUGAUGAGACAAUAAUGUGCAUGCUUUCAGUUUUUUUUUUCCUUCUUGAUUUUUAAUAACA